AUGAUUUCCAUCUCCGAGAUGAUAACUCCAUUGAGCGGCUCCAAGUUCGAGGCCAGUCAGCCUCAUCGACAUCGUCCGGGCAAUGCAUUCAGAAUCAAAGUUCCACCACGUCAGAUCAGCUACCUUUCAGAAGGCUCGCCUGAUGCUGCCUCGUCAGACUCAACACCAAUACCCACACCAUUCUCUGCACAGUCGCCCGCCGUUCUCACGCCACCCACCCCGGAAAGCGGAAACAGGGAAGACUUCUUCGUGCUAGAGCGCUUGAACAGUACGGUCCCAUCGUUCUGGAACACAUGCAUUCACCAUGUCAUCACACAAAGAUGUCAGUCGGCCCCCGAAUCCCCCGCCAUCGCCGCAUGGGACGGUUCAUUCACAUACGGCGAGCUCAAUACGCUGUCAACGCAGCUCGCGUCGAUCCUGACGCUCCUUGGCGUGAUGCCCGAAAGCUUGGUCCCGAUAUGCAUGGACAAGUCGCGGUGGACGACUGUUGCGAUUCUAGGCAUUCUCAAGGCCGGCGGUGCGUUUGCGCUGCUUGACCCGGGGCACCCGGUUUCGAGGUUACGCACACUCUGCGAGGAUUUGGGUGCAAGCAUGGUUCUCACUUGUCCCACUCAGAGGGAGAGAUGUAUGGGGAUCGCUAAUGCUGUUGUCGUGGAACGGGUGUGUGAGGCGUGGUUUCCUACCGCCACCACUACUACUGCUCCGGCGGAUGUGAUAUCCGCACCAUCAAGAUCAACAGCAGUCUCUCCAGCAAACGCACUAUACGUAGCCUUCACCUCGGGCUCAACCGGAAGACCCAAAGGCACUGUAAUCGAGCACCGGGCCUACGCCUCGGGAGCUCGAGACCAUCUGCCCAUCUUCGAAAUCGACCACACAUCCCGCGUCCUGCAGUUCUCCUCGUACGCCUUUGAUGUGAGUAUUAUGGAGACGCUAAGCACAUUAAUGGCCGGCGGCUGCCUCUGUGUGCUCCGCGAAACGGCACGGACGGAUCCGAGCUUGUUCGUCGAGGCCUUGAAUGAAUUCCAGGUAACGCAUGCGAUGCUCACCCCAUCCUUUGCCCGGACCAUGCCCUGGCGCGAGGUCAAGUUCAUCCGCACGCUGAUCGUCGGUGGCGAGGCGAUGCAGCCGACUGAGGCGACAUCGUAUGCGGAGCGGGGAAUCAAACUUGUAAAUGCGUACGGUACCGCCGAGUGCUCAGUGAAUGCGACGACAGAGCCGAGGAUCAAACCUGGGACCGAUGCAAACCGCGUCAGCUGCUCCACAGGGACGGUGAUCUGGCUGAUUGACCCUGAUGAACCCGAGAGAGAACCGGUGGGACCUGGAGUGGAGGGUGAGGUGCUGUUGGAGGGUCCGAUUGUUGGUCGAGGGUAUUUGAACAAUCCGUCAGUGACGGCCAAGGCGUUUAUAGAGCCACCGGGGUGGUUGAGGAGGCGGCGCAAGGGGCAGUAUCAGCAUCGGCUGUAUCGGACGGGGGAUCUUGCGGUGCGGGAUGGGAGCACGGGAGCUCUCACGCUGCUGGGCCGUAGAGAGGGCCAGGUCAAGAUUCGGGGGCAGCGGGUCGAGUUGGCCGAGAUUGAACAACAUCUUCAAGAGACGCUACCCAGGGCUGCAGAGGUGGUUGUUGAAAAGGUCACAGCCGAGUGCGACAAGCGGGAUAGCCUUGUCGCAUUUGUUCAUCUCGAUAGACAACAGAGGACCAUCUCACACUCGCCCUUGUGCGCCGACAGUGUCUCAUCUUUAUUCCUACCUCUAGACUCGGCAUCAAUACAGGCGUUUGCCAGCGUCCAGACCCAGCUUGAAGACCGUUUACCAAAAUACAUGAUCCCUAGUCUCUUCAUCCCCGUCAUCUACAUUCCCAGGACCUCAUCAGGAAAGGUCAACCGCUCCAUCUUGCGUGCAACCGCCGCGUGUCUCCCGAGAGCGGACCUGCAAGAAUUCGCCGGAGCUCCAUCUCAUAGUCGGCCGCCUGCCACAGCAGCGGAAUCCAAACUGCAGCAGGUCUACGCAGAUGUGCUCAGCCUGCCGCGUGCGAAGAUUGGAAUGGAUGACACUUUUCUGCAGCUCGGCGGGGACUCCAUCUUGGCCGUGCGCCUCCUGGGCGCUGCUAGGAAGGAUGGUCUCGCGCUUGAUAUUCGGGACGUGCUGGGUCCGACACGGUUAGAGGAGCAGGCGAAGAGAGCAGCAGCCACAACAACAGUUCCGGACAUGUCAACAACCCUCUCCGAAUACGUGUGUUUGGCCGCGCUGGGCACCGAGUCCCAUGAGGAGGCGUUGCGCAUCGCCCAAGAGCAAUGUGGUGUUUCCCGCGCCAGCAUCGAAGACGUGUACCCAUGCACCCCGCUGCAGGAGGGUAUGUUUGCUGUAUCGAUGAGCCAGCCCGGGAUGUACAGCGAUCGGAUUGUCUUUCAGGUGCCGGAAUCGGUCUGCAAGUCCCGAACUCGGGCUGCGUGGGAGGAGACAGUGCGUGCGACCCCAAUCCUGCGGACUCGCAUUAUCCAGACGCCCAAGGGGCUCUUGCAGGUUGUUAUCCAGGGCGUAGGGGCAAUAACAUGGGACGAUGAGAGACAGGACGAAUGCGACAGUCUGCCAAUUCGCCCAGGGGCGCCCCUGAUGCGCUGUUCACUCGCCGGCGGCAAACUGACUCUGACGAUCCACCACGCAGUCUGGGACGCGUGGACGAUGAACCUGGUCCAUGACCGGCUCGAGCGCACGUUUCAGGGAGGGUUACGCCCAGAGCCCUUGACUCAGCCGUUCCACCCCUUUAUCCGGUAUCUGCAGGGGAUCGACAAUGAUUCACUGGAUGCCUUUUGGCGCGAGCAGCUGGCUGGCCACGAGUCGGCCAUUUUUCCGAGCUUACCCUCCGCACAGUAUCGACCAACACCGAAGGCCGUGCUGCAACACACUGUGAAGGAUAUCCACAUGGCUGUUCGGACCCAUACGCUGGCGACGUAUCUUCACCUGGCCUGGGCACUCGUGGUGGCGCAAUACACAGACUCGGAUGAAGCCGUCUACGGGCUCACAGUGAGCGGCCGGAGGGUGCCGCUGAGUAGCAUAUCUGAUGUAGCAGGCCCAACCAUUGCGACGGUUCCCAUGAGAGUGACUCUUGGCUCGGAGGAUACCGUCCUCGCGGUGCUGGAGCAGAUCCACUCUCGCACAAUCGGCAUGAUCCCUUAUGAACAGGCGGGUCUGCAGCGGAUUGCAAAGGCCAGCGCCGACGCUGGACGGGCGUGUCGCUUUCAGAGCCACCUGAACAUUCAAGUCGCACCGGAGCAGGCAGAUCGACUGUUCCCCGUGAUUCACGGAACCCCGGGUCGAGGAAUGGACCUGACGCGGUUUUCCAACUACGCGCUCAACCUCCUGCUGCAUCUGAGCGACGAUGGACGCGUGGUCACCGCCCAUGUUGCCUACGAUCCACAGAUACUCAGUGCUGGCGAUCUGAGACGGAUUCUCCACCAGUGGGAGCACCUCUUGCACCAGGUCAGCCGGCAGCCGAGCGCAAAGCUCAGCGAGAUUGACCUCUUGAGCACACGCGACUGGGCUGAGCUGGAGCGGUGGAAUUCUAUCAUCCCGACCGCAGACCAUCGCUGUCUACAGGAACUCGUGCUGGCACAAGAAAUCCUCCAGCCACAGCGGCUGGCUGUUUCUGCAUGGGACGGUGAAUUGACGUACAAGCAGCUCGUGGCGUUGAGUGCCAGCCUGGCAAGGCGACUCAAACCUCUUGCUGUCAGGCGCGGAUCCUUUGUACCCAUCUGCAUGGAGAAGAGCCGGUGGACAAUCGUUGCCAUCCUCGCCGUCCUCCGGGCCGGCGCGACGUGCGUGCUGCUGGAUCUUAAGCAUCCGCGCCAGCGACUCGAGGAGAUUGUACGCAGUGUCUCCGCCCACCUUCUCAUACACGACCCCUCCACUGGCCCAUUGACAGAGGGUCUAACCCCCAGCGCGCUCUGUAUAUCGGCCCAAUUCACCAAACGCCUGAAGCGCGACUCGCGCAAGCGGCAUCGGUCGCUGUUCAACCUCGACUCUAAACCCAACGACCUGGCCUUUGUCAUGUUCACCUCUGGGAGUACCGGCCGCCCCAAGGGGAUUGCAAUGCCACACUACACGCUGAGCACGAGUAUUCGCGACCAUAGCCCCGGGAUGAGGGUUGGCAGCCACACGCGUGCGCUGCAUCUCUCCUCGUACGCGUUCGAUGUGAGCAUCUAUGAGAUGUUCACCACGCUCGCUGCGGGCGGGUGUAUCUGUGUGCCCUCGGAGUUUGAGCGGAUGAACCAGCUGGCCGAGGCGAUUGAGAAAUAUGCCGCGAAUUGGUCCUUUAUGACGCCCUCAGUUGCACAGACGCUGAAUCCGGCCGAGGUGCCGAGCCUCACGACGCUGGUGCUCGGUGGCGAGGCGGUUACGCUGCAACAUGUUGAUCCUUGGGCUUCUUUUUCCUCUUCGUCCUCUCCAAGUCCUCGUCGGUCCUUGAUCAACGGCUACGGCCCUGCAGAGGCAACAAUCUGCGCCGUGGGGCCCGUGCAACCUCAACACUGGCGUUCCGGCACAAUCGGCCACGUUGUCGGGGGAGUGGGCUGGGUGACCAAGCCAUCCGACCCCUCACAGCUGGUCGCAAUCGGUGCCAUUGGCGAGCUACUGCUCGAAGGGCCCUUCCUUGCUGACGGCUACCUGAACCUGCCAGAGGUCACCGCCGCCUCGUUCAUCGACCCUCCGCCCUGGCGCCUGCGCCUGCCGUUCGCUUGUCAAGGUGGCCAUGGAGGGACCAAGAUCCGACUAUACCGCACGGGUGAUCUCGUGCAGUACCUGGAAGACGGGUCGAUACGCUAUCUCGGUCGGCGAGACACUCAGGUUAAGAUUCGGGGGCAGCGCGUUGAUCUGGGCGAGGUCGAGGAGCAGGUCCGACAUGGGUUCGCUGCGGCCAGUACCAGUACCAGUACCAGUUCUAGUACUAGUAGUCGGGUCCAGGUCGUCGCCGAGACCGUCUCGCUGCCUAUGGCCAAUGGCACAGCUUCCACUCUACUCGUGGCCUUCAUCGAGCGGCCACAGCCCAAGAAGAGCCUCCUGCUUCUAUCCCCGCCGGAUGCUGGGUUCCAACACUCCAUUUCGCGCGUGCAGUCGCACCUCGAAUCCAAACUCCCGCCGUACAUGGUCCCCUCGAUGUACAUACCGGUGCACCAAGUUCCCAUGACGGUAACAGGCAAGAUCGACCGGCGGCUACUGCGCGAUGCCGCCGGGAGUCUCACGCCGCAAGCUCUCCAACAAUACCGCGUCAGCGACCAACGCCGCUCAACGCGUACUCCAGUGUGCAGCGCAGCCGCACAUCGUCUUCGCGUGAUCUGGGCGGAGCUCCUCGGCGUCCCUUGUGAGACGAUCGGUGCGGAGGAUACCUUUAUCUCGCACGGGGGUGAUUCGGUAAUGGCCAUGCGGAUGAUUGCUAUCGCGCGGCGAGAGGGGUUCAGAUUUACGGUAGCAGACGUGCUCAAUAAUGGGACAUUGUUGGGCUUAUCGAUUCAACAGGCCUCGCCGUCUCCGGAACUCUCUCGGUCAUGGAUUUCAGGUGUCCAGAAUGGAGUAGUCCACCGCCAUCCGGCCACAGAUAUGCAAGCCUUCCUGGUCCACAGGUACCCCUGGACGCACUGGCGCUUUAGCAUCGAGGGAGAGGUGGAUACAGAACGACUGCGCACAGCAUGCACGCGUCUUGUUGCAGCUCAUAGCAUCCUGCGGACCAGGUUUGAGCGUGAUCCGUCAGGAAGCGCGAAUCCAGUUCAGAUUGUGAUGAAGGAACUGAACCCUUCCUUGCACACGGCAACCAUCGACGACGACGAGGAUCUCGAGCGACACAGCGAGUUGCUCUCGGAGAGCGAGCAGUCCGUGGACGUGAUGACCGUCAGCGCACAGCAGCCUCCCACCCGGUUCACUCUCGUCUCCAACCCCCGCCGCACAGGUCACGUCUUGGUUGUCCGUCUCUCCCACGCGCAAUACGACGGGAUCUGCGUGCCCAAGAUCUUUGCUGAUCUCGAAACGCUCUACAAUCAACCCGAUAGCCAGGUCAUAGCCCCGACGGAUUUUGAGCGCUACCUUCACGAGCGCACCGCCUACGGAGCCCAGAACCAGCGCGCUCUCGAUUUCUGGUGCGAGUACCUCACCGACUGUCCGCCUCCUACAGCCUUGCAUGCCAACUUGCUACCAUCGUCGCCAUCAUUCACGGUUUCUUCUCCCCAACCUUCGUCUCCUAUAACAUCCGCUUCCCAAACACUCCCCUACUCCUCCCUGCCCACAGGAACAACACUGGCAAUGAUAAUCAAAGCCUCCGCAUGCCUCGCCCUCGCGCACCGAACACGCCAACACGACAUACUGGUGGGCCAAAUCGUCAACGGGCGCAGCAUCCCCAUCUCCCAGAUCGACGAGGUCGUCGGGCCCUGCGUCAACUGUAUCCCCUUCCGCGCGGUCGUCGCGCCAACCCUAACGGUGAGGGAGUAUCUACGCCAUAUCCGGACCCAGCACAAUCGGAGUAUUGAACAAGAGGGGGUAGAAUUUAAGACGAUAGCUCACAAGUGCGCGACGAAUAUGAAUCGUUCACCAACAACAAAAUCAUCAGCAUCAGCAAGAAAAGGACUGGCACUCGAAACACUCAGCAUAAUACUCCAACACCAAAACAUCGACAUGGACCUGCACAUGAACCUCGCCGGCGCGACGUACAAAUCAUUUAGCUCAUCUGGCUCGCUGCGUCCCGCCUCCGAAGUGUGGAUUUGCUCGACACCGCGUCGGUCUCCGUCUGGUCGCCCUGCUGUCGAGGUGCAGGUUAUUGGCUCGAGUAGUGUUUUGAGUAAGGACACGGCCGAAGGGGUUGUACGUGAUGUUGUGGGUGUUCUGGGGCUCUUGGUUGAUGAUAGGAUGCAGAGUACCACGUUACGAACAUUGGAAAUAGGAUUGGCCUGA
This is a messenger RNA of Talaromyces proteolyticus, 6930 nucleotides long. Its product is annotated as non-ribosomal peptide synthetase. Lineage: Eukaryota; Fungi; Ascomycota; Eurotiomycetes; Eurotiales; Trichocomaceae. The transcript has a single exon. Gene Ontology annotation, cellular component: cytoplasm. Bases 1 to 6930 code for a protein of 2309 amino acids. Gene Ontology annotation, molecular function: phosphopantetheine binding; catalytic activity. Gene Ontology annotation, biological process: amino acid activation for nonribosomal peptide biosynthetic process; secondary metabolite biosynthetic process. The record is from RefSeq and is a predicted model, not a curated record.